Parnassius mnemosyne (clouded apollo) is the source of this 426-nucleotide messenger RNA. Lineage: Eukaryota; Metazoa; Arthropoda; Insecta; Lepidoptera; Papilionidae. The record is from the annotation of a GenBank genome assembly.
AUGUCUCUCAAUAACACUCGCACCAAACAAAACAGCGCUACCCGAUUUUCUAAUAAAUCUCAUGGUGAAAUGAGUGUGGACACUGCUCUGAAAGAAAAAGGAUCUUCGCCUGACUACGUGACGCUCCGUAAAGGUGUAGCUGAUCAAAAUGUGUUGGAUCUACGUAGUGAAUUUCAUUCUUUCCAAGAGAAGAUAAUGGCAUCAAUGAAGGAGUUCUUCGACAAACAAAAUAAUAAAAUAACCAAGUUCAUUGAAGAUUUUGAAGACUUGAAGACUUCAAUCCAAUUUAUUAAUGACAAAUAUGACGACCUAAAAAACCAAACUGAAGAGAUCCGCAGUCGAUUAUUUGAAAUAGAAAAAACAUAUAAAUCAUCCCAAAACAAGGACGAUCUGAUUAUGGAGCAGCUCGCAAAGAGAAAGGUUUAA